GUUUGACUUGUAUUAAAAAAAUGUCGGGGUCGGGUGCCUGGUAAAAAGAGAUGCACAAUUCGUUUUACAAUUCACAGCGACUUUUUAAGAAUUGAUCAUGGGCCAUGGAAGCUCAAAAUCAGAAACUGACGAUGAAUCUCCGUCUUCGUCUUCAUCUCCGUCUCGCAUUGCUCGGCUUCGUCAGAAGCUCCACGAUCGGCGCCACCGCAAACGAAAAGCCGACAUCCCUCACUCCAAACUACUCCAUUCCAGCGAUUUCGCCGGAAUUGCGCUCCUCAAUAUCAUUUCUGCCGAGAUGAAGUUAAAAGACAAGUGGCUUGCUUGCGUUUCUUUCGGUGAACAAACGUUCCGCACUUCCAUCUCUCAUCACACCACCAAACCAACCUGGAACUCUGAGAAAAAGUUUCUUUUAGAAAGAAAUGGGCCUCGUAUCGCCAGAAUAUCUGUAUUUGAGACUAACAGAGUGUCAAAGAACAAUAUCGUUGGUUAUUGUGAGAUUGAUUUGUUUGAGUUUCUUGCUCGGGAAUCGGAUUUAGACACUGAAGUAUUUGACUUGUUAGAUCCAUCAUCUCCUGAUGUUAUUGUCGGCAACAUUGCCGUAUCAUGUUCGGUUGAGGAUCCUGUGGAAACUGAAAAAGGGUUUGCAAGACGCAUCUUGGCUAUUGUGGACUACAAUGAGGAUGGCAUGCUUUCAUAUUCCGAGUUCUCUGAUUUAAUUAAUGCAUUUGGCAAUCAAUUAGCAUCUAACAAGAAAGAAGAGCUUUUUAAGGUGGCUGACGAGAAUGGAGAUGGAGUUGUGAGCAUUGAUGAGUUGGCUAUGCUUCUCGCCAUUCAACAAGAAAAGGAACCACUGAUCAAUAAUUGUCCUGUUUGUGGCGAGAGUCUACAAGUCUCUGACCAGCUAAAUAAUAUGAUACAUAUGACCCUGUGCUUUGAUGAAGGUACAGGAAGUCAGACUAUGACGGGAGGAUUCUUGACUGAUAAGCAGGCAUCUUAUGGGUGGAUGUUUAAACUAAGUGAAUGGGCUCAUUUUUCAUCAUAUGACGCAGGUUUAAAUUCUGGGUCAAGUGCUUCACAUAUUGUGGUUUUCGACAGGCAAAAGCAAAGGCUAGUAGAGGAAACAAUUGAUGGGAAAAUUGUCUUGUCAAUGAGAGCUAUUUACCAAUCUAAAGUAGGGCUUGGAAUAAUGGAUAAAGGGGCAAAAGAGUUGUUGCAGAGCAUCUCGGAAAAACAAGGAAGAAAAAUGAAUUCAGCUGAAUCCGCUAAAGAUAUACCAAAGUUCAUCGAUUUUUUCAAGGAUCAAAUAAAUAUGGCUGACGUUAAUCACCCCCUCGAACAUUUCAAGACAUUUAAUGAAUUUUUCAUAAGAGAGUUGAAGCCUGGUGCAAGACCAAUUGUUUCUCCAGAAUGUGACGAUGUUGCUGUCUGUGCUGCCGAUAGCCGUCUAAUGGCUUUUAAAACUGUUGAAGAUAGUAUGAGAUUUUGGAUUAAGGGUCGAAAGUUUUCCAUCCAAGGACUUUUAGGGAGUGAGGGAGACCACAGUGCUUUUAUUGGUGGAACCUUGGUGAUAUUUCGGUUGGCCCCACAGGAUUAUCAUCGUUUUCACUUCCCAGUUUCUGGAACUAUCGAGCAGUUUGCUCAAAUACCUGGAGCUCUAUAUACGGUUAAUCCAAUUGCAGUGAAUAGCAAAUAUUGUAAUGUCUUCACAGAAAAUAAGCGCACGGUAUCUAUAAUUUCAACCGAAGACUUUGGAAAGGUGGCAUUUGUUGCAAUUGGAGCCACGAUGGUUGGCAGCAUUACUUUCACCAAGGAGAAGGGUGAUCGGAUUCGGAAAGGAGAUGAGUUUGGAUAUUUCUCGUUUGGCGGCAGUACUGUCAUAUGCGUCUUUGAAAAGGAUGCCAUCGAGAUUGAUGAGGACCUCUUAGCAAAGAGUUCAAGAUCAAUUGAAACCUUGGUUCGUGUUGGAACGAAAUUGGGAGUUUCCAUCAAGAAGCAGACUCAAAUGCAGAUGCCAGACAUAAAGAACCUUGUCGUGGGAUCUGACUAGUUGCAUUGAGAAACAUAUGUUUAUACAUAAAUAUGUACACAUCUCAUGUUAAUACCGUAGCACUUGCUGAAUCUCAUAGGAUAUAUCAUGUCGAUUGGAUUGGCCAAGUACGUGAUAGGGAAGUGUAUCAUUUGUACUAUAAGCCCAUAUAUUGAUAUAUUGUUCAACUUUUGAGUGGCUGGUAAAUAUAUUAAUUUUCUGAUCAA
Molecule: messenger RNA, 2253 nt
Organism: Daucus carota subsp. sativus
Lineage: Eukaryota; Viridiplantae; Streptophyta; Magnoliopsida; Apiales; Apiaceae
Product: phosphatidylserine decarboxylase proenzyme 2
Exons: 21
Coding region: 98-2047 (649 amino acids)
Biological process (GO): phospholipid biosynthetic process
Molecular function (GO): calcium ion binding; phosphatidylserine decarboxylase activity
Source: RefSeq, a predicted model, not a curated record